Heterobasidion irregulare TC 32-1 is the source of this 1059-nucleotide messenger RNA. RefSeq lists its product as uncharacterized. The transcript has 4 exons. Lineage: Eukaryota; Fungi; Basidiomycota; Agaricomycetes; Russulales; Bondarzewiaceae. The record is from RefSeq and is a predicted model, not a curated record. Gene Ontology annotation, cellular component: nucleus. Bases 1 to 1059 code for a protein of 352 amino acids. Gene Ontology annotation, biological process: regulation of alternative mRNA splicing, via spliceosome.
AUGGACCUCCCAUCGGCGCGAGAGCUGGAGCUCGAAGAGCUACUCAGGCGGCGGGAUGUGCAACUUGCUGAACUGAACGAUGAGGUAGCCCACCUGCGCCAGUACCUGUCCACACAGCCAGGACCGUCCAAGACUGAUCCCGUCUCUCUGCCUCCGGCAUUGGUCUCCUUGCUGCUCCCACACAUCAACACAAUCGCGGACGACGCACACGCGGGGUCUCGCUCUAGCACGGUGACAACUGCGCUCACGCAGCGCGCGAAGCUCUUACAGGAGGAGAACGACGAGCUGUACGAGCUGCUGAAAAGUGGCGAGACGGGGCGGCUGAAAGAAGAGGUCCGCGGACUGCGACGGGCAGUCGACAGGCUCGAGAUGGCGUUGCGAGAAUCGCACCUAGUCAUCACGUCGUUAUCGGACGAACUAGACAAGUCUUACGAUGCCAUCCAGUCGACCGGGCGGCACCACAACAACACCAAUGCGCACCCCCACCUCCCCACGCGCCAAAACUUCCACUCUGCCGCGCCCGCGCCCGUCCCGGCACAUCCACAGUCCACGAGCAACGGGAACGCCAAACCGCUCCCGACAGGCCCGCGCGCGCACAAGAAGCCGCGCCUCUCCGAACCCCAGAUCUCCCCCGCAAACUCAACCGCAGCGCUCCCGCGCAUCCAGACGCAGCAGACGCAAAGGCAGGGCUCGGCGCAGACCCGCGGACACAGCACCGCGUCGCCAGAGCGCUCGCCGGUCCUGCCGCCGGAUCACCGCAAGGCGUCCGGUGUGAAAAUGGAGGUGGACGACGACCAGCGCACGCGUCCACGUACGCCGCCACUGCCGCCGCCCCCCGCCCCCCGCGAUCGCGAGCGGGACCGUGGCCGCGACCGUGACCGGGAGAAGGACCGAGGCAGGGAUCGCAAUCGGGACCGCGAUCGUGAACGCACUUCGCGACGGAACGGAGGGCAGGGCGGCGGCGGCCGGAAGGGUGGGAGGACCGGCGGAGGUGGCGGCGGUGGCGGCGGGCGCCAUGAUAGCGGCGAUCGGACGUUGGCGGAGAGAAUGGGACUUUGA